Messenger RNA from Olea europaea var. sylvestris, 589 nucleotides. RefSeq names its product probable transcription repressor OFP9. The transcript has a single exon. Bases 1 to 465 code for a protein of 154 amino acids. Gene Ontology annotation, biological process: negative regulation of DNA-templated transcription. Lineage: Eukaryota; Viridiplantae; Streptophyta; Magnoliopsida; Lamiales; Oleaceae. The record is from RefSeq and is a predicted model, not a curated record.
AUGCAAAGAUCAAAAGAAGUAAAGAAACACAAGUUUCAACUUAGAGGAUGCAAGGCAUUGUGCUGUAGUUGCAGACUCAGUGUAUCUUCUUCCUCUGAAGAAGCUGAAAGCUCGAAUUCUGUCAGAUUUCCAGCUAUCUCCAGCAUUGCACAUGCCAUGGUUCAAGAAAGAUUAGAUCAAAUGAUCAGAGAAAGACGGGAGGCAAGAAACGAAGAGAGAAGAAGGAUAAGACAUCGAGAAACUAAGUUCGUUGUUAUGGUAGCGAUGGAGAAAUCCUCUUAUGAUCCCAGAGAGGAUUUUAGAGAGUCCAUGGAGCAGAUGAUAAUUGUUAAUCGUAUUCGUGAUGCUAAGGAUCUUCGCAGCCUCUUAGAUUAUUAUUUGACAAUGAAUUCAGAGGAAUAUCGGGGCAUCAUACUCGAGGUAUUCCAUGAAGUUUGUACGAAUUUAUUUCUCUAUUGUAAGUGAGUAAUUAUUCAUCCAAGUAGAUAUUCUUGUUUAAUAAGCCUGAUAAAACAUUUAAUUCUGUUGAACUGGUUAUAGCCAGAACAGUGUAUUCACCUGUUAGGUUAGAUCUAGAUAUUCAGACAAA